This is a messenger RNA of Soboliphyme baturini, 606 nucleotides long. The record is from the annotation of a GenBank genome assembly. Lineage: Eukaryota; Metazoa; Nematoda; Enoplea; Dioctophymatida; Soboliphymatidae.
AUGGACACGCUCAGUUGGAUUCUCAUCUGCUGGAUCUGUCUGGCGGCCGUCAUCUUCCUGGUCAUGCAGAAGGCUUUCGAGGUAAUGCCAUCGCUGUCGUACAGAGCGGCGACCAAACGGGACGCCGGCUGUCUGACGGACAGUCGACAGCUGUCGAUGGCCACCGCAGUCUCAAACUCGUAUCAGUCGAUGGACAAUCCGACGACGGCGGCAACUACACCAACGACCACGAAGCCCGUUGUCGAAUCCGCCAAAUGGGUAAACGACUUCUUCCAGUGGCUACUGUCCCGGUACAACGGAACGCCGAACUUCAUGCAUUCGUGGAUCGGCUCGAUGAACUCCAUAUCGCAGAAAUUCGCCGAAUCGGUUGGCUGCGAAGUCACUUUUGAGGACGUUCAUCUGAACGCCCACUCUUUUUCGCCUCACUUUUACAACUUUCAAACCGAGUCAGAAUCAGGCGAAUAUUUUACGCUGCGAUUCAGUGUCGACUGCGAUUACCUGAAAUUGCCGUUGGUUGCUACUGCAAAGCUUCCCGAAAAGUUGGUCGUCACUAACUACGAAACGACCCUUUCCAAUCUUAAAGCUGUGGUAGGAAUAUGUUACUAA